Messenger RNA from Mizuhopecten yessoensis (Yesso scallop), 355 nucleotides. Its product is annotated as isoleucine--tRNA ligase, mitochondrial-like. Gene Ontology annotation, molecular function: ATP binding; isoleucine-tRNA ligase activity. The transcript is spliced from 3 exons. Gene Ontology annotation, biological process: isoleucyl-tRNA aminoacylation. The annotation marks the transcript as partial. The record is from RefSeq and is a predicted model, not a curated record. Gene Ontology annotation, cellular component: cytosol. Lineage: Eukaryota; Metazoa; Mollusca; Bivalvia; Pectinida; Pectinidae.
GAAAGUUUGAAAUCAGUAGAAAUUAGUCCCAAGUCCUCGGAGCAGGGGAUGUUAACACAGUUGGGACAACGUACUUACUGGUGUAUCUCCCGUCAGAGGUCCUGGGGACUUCCUAUACCUGUGUUCUACCACAAAGUCACCGAUGAGGCCCUCAUCAAUAGCCAGACAAUUGACCACCUGAAGCAGCUGUUUACCAAGCAUGGCAGUGACUGUUGGUGGACAAUGUCUGAGGAGCAGCUUCUACCCAAGGACCUGCUUGACCAGAUGGGAGCUAGCUGGUCGGAUUAUAACAAGGGCAAGGACAUUCUGGACAUAUGGUUUGACAGUGGCUCAUCCUGGUCUGUACUACGCAAAG